AAAAACCAAAAUAAUACACAAACACGGACGACUUCAAAGAGAAACCAAACUCAAGAUCCUACGAACUAGAUAGAAAGAAGACAGAAAAAAGAAGAAAUGAGAACGGCUGUUUAGGACACGAGAGCGGGUAUUUGGGAAACGAGAGCGGAUAAUUAGGAAACGAGGACGCAUAUACAUACUAGAACGAGCACAAGCACCAAGGACCUACAAGCAACAACAUCGCUGGAUUUUCCGUUGGAUAAUGACUUCGACUACCGCCAUUGAUCGCGAAAUAAUCCCACCCAGUCCAACAGAUAUCUUCAAGAACCUUACUGUUUUUAUUGAUCCUUCACUACCUGCGAUCUUGGCAUUACAACUCAAGGCGUUACUUAUACACAACCGCGCGAAGGUUGCCUCAGAUUCAACACCGGAUAUCGAUCAGGUCUUAGCUUCAAUCCAAGUUGAUUCUCCCACAGAUACUACCGAUCAAGCUGGUUCCUCCAAGCCUUCUCGCCUUCUCAUCUCAAACCUCAAGCCCCGCUUCGAUCUCACUGAGACCACUCAUGUUAUUACCAACUCCAUACACUUGCCUGAAUACAUCGCGCUUGGUAGAUGGGAAGACGAAGCUGGUAACAUUAUCUCCUUCUCAUAUCAACUUCAAUCCACUCCAAACAAUGGCAACGACGCCCAGGAGGAAUCUAGACCAUCUCCCGAUCCCAACAUUCCCAGAGUCCAUCGGUCUAUUUAUCUUGUGACACCGCUAUGGGUCACCCAAUGUUAUGAUCUCAACAAAUUGUUACCAACCAGCGCGUAUUCCCCCGACCCUUACAAGUUCUUAUCUGGGAUCGUGAUUGCUUUGGACUCGGGUGCAAAACUACCAAGGGCCGAUGUUGAAUUGAUUCAAGCUUGUGUCCAAGCUUGGGGCGGUCAAUUCCGACAAGGUUUAACCAAAGAAGUAACCCAUCUGAUUUGCUGUGAUGAGGAUACGCGGGACUACAAGAUUGCCAACAAAUUGAAGGUCGAACUGGGUCUGAAGAUCGUCCUGCCGCACUGGUUUCAUCACUCAGUUUCCUUCCGCCGUAUUAUUUCAGAAAAGCCUUUUGAAUUCCCCUCUCCAGAAAUCCUCAAAGCGCGCUCUCCGUCGAUGUCGGCAGAUUGUCAGCAUGGAAUCAACGGCCUACCUGGGACCAAGCUUCCACCCAUUGGAAACCCGAUCGAGGAAGACCCCGAGGUUGAAUCACAUUCACACAAGAAAGCCACUGAGAUGGCUUUUGGUGCUCAGAAUGUAUCUACGAGACCUGUGAGUCAGGGUUUGUUUGAUUACUUGCAAGUAACCAACCCAGAUUCUUUGGAGGAAAAUCCGACUAUUAAGCACUCGUCCAAACUACCGCAGCAUUCGCUCAAGGAUACUCCGGCAUAUCGUGAAUUUCAAGACAAGUCUGUAUAUUUGGUCUCUUCCUUAGGCCUUAGUUUGUCGGCUCGAAGGACCCUGUCCAGAAGAAUAGAAGAGCUUGGAGCAAAGGUGUUUGAUGGCGGUGAUAUGAAACUCACAAAACUUGAUAAAGUUCGAUCGGAUGCAAAGCUCCUGAAAGACGCGACUAAUGCGGAGGAGAACUUGAAGAACUCGGACAUUGUGAUUUGUGAGUGUAGAACUGGAUGGGAAUUUUGGCUAGCGUGGGACCAAGGCAAGAAGAUCGGAACCCUGCACUGGAUCUUGUGUAUCUUAAACAAUCUCGAUUCCCCCACCUUCGCAAUCCGACCCCCAACAGAAAGGUUACUAGACUUUCCCUGUCCCCCGGGGCCCAUCAGUGGCUGCGACCCCGAAAGCAAGCCAAUCACAGUUACAAACUACGCUGGGGCGGCACGUGCGCAUCUAAUAAAACUAAUCGAGAAGAUGCAUAUGACAUUUAGUGGGGCGCUUGAUCAGAACACGUUCAUGGUGGUUGCUGCCAAUAAGGCAGGGUCGAAAGUGGAUUUUGCUAACAAGAGUGGAAUUCAGAUUGUGAACCACCACUACAUCGAAGAUUGCUUCCAAAAUUGGUCAAAGCAAAGUAUCCAAACACAUCAUCUGACCUUUCCUGAUGGUGUGAAUAUUUGUGAAUUGGUCGGACAAGUCACCCGAACGCUUGAUGGGAUCUCCAAGUGGACUAAGCGCACCGAAGUUAAGGAGCAAAAGAAACGGGAUCUGUCCGUCUUGCCUUCAAAACUCGUCAAAAUUCCUCUCUCAGAGAUCUCUUCAACGAUACCCCCCGAAGAUGGGAACCCUCAGCCUUCUACGUCGACAGUGCUCCAACAAAUCAACAACUUUCCGCAAAAUCCAGAAGCUAGCGUAGCAGAAGCACCAACAGCCAAACGCGUGAACCGAAAACCACGUUUGAUAUCAGACUCUACUGAACUUUCAAGAAUUUCUGCAUCAGAUAUCUUGAUGGCAGAUGAACCACGAUUGCCAUCGGAUUCUGCUGAACUUUCAAGUCUUAAUGCUUCAGAUAUUUUGAAGGUAGCAGCUAUUGAGCCACUGGAGAGUCCUAGGAAUUCUUCAAGCCGAGGAUCAAUUCCCCCGAUAGAAGUAGACGAUCGCGAUCUUGCCUUAAUUACACCACGACCCAGUCGUCAAUCACCUCGGAAGCGUUCCUCUACACUGGUCGAAUUAGAUUCCAAUCCAUCGAAAAAAACUAAGAAGGGAUCCAAUACUGAUACCGAGACCAAAAAGCUUGACACAACUGCUCCACCAUCCCGAGCGUCCCCGCCUGAUCGACCUGGCAGCGUAGGCGGUCGAGAUAGUAGUCCGAUCUCGACACCAAUCCAGCCCAAGCUUACCAAAUCAGCGAAGCGGCCAGUCUCGUCGAAAAAGGCGUUGAUGAGAACUACCCCCACGGCUCCACUUUCAGCCACCCGGUCAUCAACUCGUAAAGCAGCUCAAGUGGCUAUUCAGAAUGUCAAAAGUGCGGCCGAAGAUAUGAACUUGCACGAAAAGGAGAAAAAGAAAAAGCGGAUCUCGGGUGGGCCUUUGAUUGGCAUGGAAGAUGGUGGCUACUUUGGGUCACCGAAAAAACCUAGCCAGCCAGCUUCCAGAAAACAAUCUAAAGACCCCGUUAAACGCGAAGCGGAUGAGCAGAGUGAGGCGAUUUCAAAUGAAGAAGGAAAAUUGCCGAAUUUGGGACUAUCCAAGAAGAAAGGAAAGCGAGCGAGUGGUGAGAGCAAGUCUGCCCCAGACGAUGAAGCUCAAAGUAGUGACCUAGAGUCUCUGACGAUCAAGGGCGUGAAAAAGCCUAAGCAAAAGGUGAAGGUCGAGGACUCGGAGCUGGAUUAUCUAUCCAAGUCGAUAUCAGUCGAUCAUCUUGACCGCAAGACCAAAUCGACACUCGGAUCCAGAUCCAAUUCGACCCUUGCUGGCUCAUCAAGUUCGAGAAAGAUUUGUAUUACUGAAAGUGGUACCAGGAUCGGGCCGAAGAUUUCUAACAAAUUGGGCAAGAUGGGCGCUAAGUUCAUCGAGUCCACUCCUUCACUCAAUGACGGUUGCACACAUCUGUUGACGAAUAAAAUCGCCCGCACUGAGAAGUUCCUUAGCUGUAUCGUCUUGGGUUGUUUUAUCGUUGACCAUCAAUGGGCUGAGGAAUGCGCCAAAAGGAAUGAAUUUGUUGAUGAAGAAGGAUACGAAUUGAAAGAUUUGGAAGGCGAACGGUUGCAUAAGUUCGAACUAAGUCGAUCUCUAAAGAUCGCUAGGACUCAUAAGAUAUUGACCGGGUUUCAAAUCUUUUUGACCCCUUAUGUUGCUAAUCAACAUUCUAAACUGUUGAAGAAAUUGAUCUUACUCGCCGGAGGACAAGUUGCAACCAAAAUCCCACCGCUCCAAGACCUUCAAAGGACGGCCGACGAGAUCAAGAGACAAAACUCCCUAGAAAACGAUGAUGAUGGUUCAGGAGGCAGAGGGGGAAACAAAUCAUUGAUAGUUUCGUGCAAAGAAGACCACAAAUAUUUGAAGACCCAUCUGAUCAAGAAGUUCCCGACCAAGUUUCUAAUAAGUGAUGAUGACUAUCCGAACGGUUCAGACGAUGAUGAUGAACCUUCCUUGAUCAGAAUCUUUGACUCAAAUUUGAUUUUACAAGGACUGUUGGUUCAGGAGAUCAAAUUCGAGAAGAGAUUUGUGCUUGAUUGUUCUGGACUUUUGUAGCCUUAAACGCAUUUCGAUAUACCCCACAUAUUCAGCUCUAUUUCUCUGACCUUGAUCAGGACAGCACUCCUCUAUUGCCUCAAAUCAUUCCUUUCUUUCUCCCUCUCCCCCUCUCCCUCUCUGUGGGCAUCUGACGACAGCAGUAGCCUUUUGUUUUCUUUGUAUCCGUAGUCCAUUUAUCUCAUUAAGUACACAUACCCCCAUUACCCUGUUUUGUAUCAAACAAAACACAAAAACUCACAGCAAUUAAGUCGGGCAACCGUAAUAACUGAUGAAAAAUCAGUCAGUUGUUCCAUUUGCAUAAUGGCUAACAAAUCCUCUUGUCUGUUCAUAGCACAGGCAAGUCCGAUUGCCAGGCACUCAUUG
Messenger RNA from Puccinia graminis f. sp. tritici CRL 75-36-700-3, 4516 nucleotides. RefSeq lists its product as uncharacterized. The record is from RefSeq and is a predicted model, not a curated record. NCBI's taxonomy places the organism in Eukaryota, Fungi, Basidiomycota, Pucciniomycetes, Pucciniales, Pucciniaceae. Gene Ontology annotation, cellular component: nucleus; Cul8-RING ubiquitin ligase complex. Gene Ontology annotation, biological process: double-strand break repair; DNA double-strand break attachment to nuclear envelope. The transcript has 8 exons. Bases 242 to 4150 code for a protein of 1302 amino acids.